GGUGUCUGGUCAGCAUUUUGAAAUGUGUUAGAUCGAUCAGCUGUUGCUGCCUAUCACAGAAUAAUAAUUGUGUUUAGACAAAAGUAAACAGUAACUAGUAGUUUACAAGGUCAGCUUUAUCAAAGAGUUUGUUACAUCCAAUUAGACCUCAUUAGUCAGGAAACCGAAACCAAGGAGAAUUUGCAGAAAGAAAUGGCAAUGGAGAGCACAAAAGCAGUGGAAGUGGAGCUGGAGGAGAUUGCUACGUCUGAAGAGAAAGAGGAAAACGAAAAAAGUCGGGAAACAAAAGAGAAUGAAGGAAAUGUAUACUCUGCUCUGAGUCACCCCUCUGAUCAUGUUUAUGGUGAACCUGCUCCAACUCCUACAUGUACCUAUACAUUCAAUGAAGAUAUUGAACGGAAGGUUCGUGUUUACCGCAUCAUUUCAGUGGUGCUUUUUGCCAUCUGCGUCCUGUUGAUGAUGGUUGUCUUCGUACUCUCUGUAAAGGUGACUGGGAAGCAGUCAUGUCAGAUUGUAGAACCAAAAGAAAUGCCAGCGGCAAAAGAAUGCAACCGGAAGAAAUGCCAAGAAAUGUACCAACUGCAGACUUCUUGUCUGCACAAUUAUUGUGAAAGGGGCUGGCUGAAUUUUGAGGACUCUUGUUAUUUCUUGUCCAAUAAACGCCUGAGUUGGCAUGAGAGUAGGGCGGAGUGCCAGAAGAAGGGAGGAGAUCUUGCCAUCAUUACUAAAGAACGUUUGCAGAGAUAUCUAAGUGAAAACGGCAAUGUGCACUACUGGAUUGGGCUCAAUCUAGGGGGGACAAAUCAGUGGAUAUGGAACAACAACACCGUAUUGACAGUGAGAUAUUGGGGUAAAAAACUUUUGGAUGGGAAAUGUGCUCUCCUGGCUGCAAAUGAACCACCUGAACGAAGCUGGCACCAAUCUGACUGCGCAUUGUCCUUACACUACAUCUGUCAGAAAACAAGAGCUUAAUAUCUGCUCAAAUACACCAGCACAUAAAUCACAUACAUAUACAUCAGUAACAUCUUUUAGCUACAUAUCAGAAUUUCAGAACUCAUUAUAAUCAAACUCAAAGCAAUCAAUACAGCAUUUUUUCAAAGCUUUUUUUCUAACUUACAAUGUGCAUUACAUAGUAUACCUUUACACAGCAGAGAAAGAUGUUUAUUAUUAUCCAGUUUAUUUGUCAGUAUUGUAAGUGGACACAAUUUAACUUUACCAAUCACAUACAGAGCCUUUUUUUGCACAAGCAUAUGUGUUGUACUACUGUACUAUCUGAUUUUAAAAUGCUCAUUUUGUAUUGCUUAAAUAAACUUUUACACUGAUAUUUAACAAA
This is a messenger RNA of Paramisgurnus dabryanus, 1333 nucleotides long. Its product is annotated as killer cell lectin-like receptor subfamily E member 1. The record is from RefSeq and is a predicted model, not a curated record. NCBI's taxonomy places the organism in Eukaryota, Metazoa, Chordata, Actinopteri, Cypriniformes, Cobitidae.